AGUUUUCUCAAAAUAAGUCACUCUUGGAAGAGAUGCAGAUCGAAAUGAAUAUUCUUGAAUUGUACGCGAAUCCUCAUGUGCUUAAUACAAGCUGAUUUAAAGAGUUAUUCUAUAAAGACCGUUUCCUCUUUUCUCUGAUGUAUAUCCAUUGGCCGUUAUAACAGAAGAGCCUCCGUGAAACUUCCACCGUGAUCGAUAAAGGAUGAAAAUAGUACUUGUAACUCUAAUAUUCUUUGAAUUUCUGGUGUCAUUACAUUCAUCGUCCUUUGGAUCGAAGAAAUGUGAACGAAUAACAAUAAAACUAUGUAAGGAUAUGCCUUACAAUGAAACACGAUUGCCAAAUAUCUUGGGACAUACAACACAGUAUGAAGCAGGUAACGAACUACAUCAUUAUUAUCCGCUCAUCAAGAUGGGAUGUUCACCAUACUUAAAAGUAUUUCUAUGCACUUUACUGUCGCCUGUAUGCUCAAACUACACACAAACUUUAAAACCUUGUAAAUCAUUAUGCUUGGCGGCUAAAAGAAAAUGUGUGGAUGUAAUGAAGUCGUUUGGUUCAGAUUGGCCCAGCUAUAUGGACUGUUCAUUGUUCCCUACUCCCGAUAAGGAAGUGUGCGUUAGUCAAAAUGAAACUAAACAUCACUAUCAGCCGAAUACUCCUAAUAUGACAUUUGGCGGGAGGAAAUUUCGUUGUCCUCCCCAACUUACAGUACCACCAAGAUUCGGUUACAAACUAAGAGUAGGAAACAUAGAGGCAAAAGAUUGUGGUCUUCCAUGUUCACAGGAACAGGACUACUUCUAUGGAACAAGAGAAGAGUCAAUAAGGAAAAGAAACUUUGCUAAAGUUUGGAUUUUUGUUUGGUCUAUUCUCUGCUCUAUAUCCACGUUGUUUACAAGUUUAACUUUUGUUAUCGAUAGGGCUAGAUUCAAAUACCCUGAGAGGCCGAUUAUAUUCCUAUCUGCUUGUUAUUUUAUGGUAUCGAUAUGCUAUGUUAUUGGUUUUUUUCUUAAAGAUAAAGCGGUUUGCUCUGGACCUUUUAGGAACAAAUUAGAGGAGAUCGAUGAAAUUCAAUUAUCUCUUCCCUUGAUUACUCAAGGAACGAAGUUGGCAGGUUGCACCAUUCUGUUCAUGAUAAUUUACUUUUUUAGUAUGGCAAGCUGUGUCUGGUGGGUUGUUCUGGCUUUUACAUGGUUCUUAGCUGCAGGAUUAAAAUGGGGGCAUGAACCAAUAGAAAGCAACGCGCAUUUCUUCCAUAUACUAGCUUGGGUGGUUCCUGCUGUUAAAACUAUUGCAAUAUUGGCGAUGGGCCAAAUAGACGGUGACAUACUGUCAGGAGUUUGCUUCACUGGUUUGUCAAAUCUAGAUACUCUUAGAGGGUUUAUUAUAACACCCCUCUUGGUAUAUUUGGUAUUAGGAACUUCUUUUCUACUCGCUGGCUUCGUUUCACUUUGUCGGAUACGAACAGCUAUGAAAGCGGACGGUAGCCGUACAGACAAACUCGACAAACUAAUCAUGAGAAUAGGUGUUUUCAGUGUGCUAUAUACUUUACCGGCUGUAAUUGUUAUUGUUUGCCAUUUCUACGAACAUAAUAAUAGACUAAGCUGGAUGGAAUCUUGGCAUGCCAGAGCCUGUCAGAUGGGUUUCUCCUGUCCUUUAACAAAGGACAAGUUAUCAAAACCUGAAUUUACUUAUUUUAUGCUCAAAUAUUUAAUGAUGUUAAUAGUAGGUGUAACCUCAGGAUUUUGGAUAUGGUCAACAAAAACUCUUAAUAGUUGGAAAAAUGCUUAUCAUAAAUUGUUUAGUGGUAGAAAAUUAAUAACUGAAGCAAAUGUUUGAUUGUAAAAAGAAAGACAAUAUUUUUCAUAUUAAUAUUUCCCUGUUCAAGUUAGGGUUUUGUAUUUUUUUAAUAUAUUAAAGAGACUAUCUUUUUCUACAAAACUAGGUUUGUUAAAUUAUUCUUUCGUCUCGUUCAGUGUUCGACGGCUU
Molecule: messenger RNA, 1984 nt
Organism: Dimorphilus gyrociliatus
Lineage: Eukaryota; Metazoa; Annelida; Polychaeta; Dinophilidae
Source: the annotation of a GenBank genome assembly